GUUUCUGGGGAUAAUUUCACAGAACACAUAAAUUAGUUUUCUAUGUGUGUGUUUAGAGAUUGCUCGGCAAAAUAUAAUGGUAUUUUAAAAACAUACAUGCAGCCCGCGCUCUGCCGCUGCCGCCGUUGCCGCCCCCCUGCCGGCCAGCGUGGGAAGGAGUUGACGGUCGCCUUCGCCGCCGCUCUGGGGAGAAUGUCAAGCCAAGCCAAGGAGAAGCAGCAGAAGCGACUGGAGGAGCGAGCAGCCAUGGAUGCUGUGGAUGCUGCCAACAGGCUCGGAGACCCUCUGGAGGCUUUCCCAGUGUUCAAGAAACACGACAGAAACGGGUUGAAUGUCUCCAUUGAAUGUAAGGGAGUGUCUGGACUGGAGCCAGCCACCGUGGAUUGGGCCUUCGACCUGACCAAAACGCAUAUGCAAACCAUCUAUGAAGUGCAGUUGGAAAUCAAGGUGCGGCGGAAAGGCCUGGGGAAAUUCCCCAUACAGACCCUGCAGCUCACGGCCAACAGCACACAGAUGAAGGAGGUUAUGUUAACAGUAUUCAAAUACCAUCAUGGCGCCUACCAGUUCUUCAGAGAAGCGCUGCCGUUUGAAAUUGAUGACUCUUCCCCCAGGAUGUCCGGUGGCUGUGGGGAGGAUUGCUCCUAGGAGAUCCUGAGCCGGAGGACCAAGUUUGGGGACAGCCAGCACUCCCGCGCGGGUAGGCACUGCGGUGGUUGCUGCCACUGAACUCUCAGAGCCACUUUCAAGUCACAAUGCUCUCUCCUAAGGCCUUUCCUCUUUCCUGGUCUCGCCGUUUGUCAGGUGUCCUCAGAGCUGUGGCCUCCCCAGCCCUACACGGGCCAGGGGCACCCUGAGAGCACAGAACCCUGGGGAGAAGUGGUAUGAGCUGCUCCUCCUCUCCUAGGAGACCAGAGUGCUAGGAGGGAAAGAAAGAGGGAGGGAAGAGUGGGUGGGGCCUGGCAGUGAAGCU
Chlorocebus sabaeus (green monkey) is the source of this 970-nucleotide messenger RNA. Lineage: Eukaryota; Metazoa; Chordata; Mammalia; Primates; Cercopithecidae. The record is from RefSeq and is a predicted model, not a curated record.